Molecule: messenger RNA, 2566 nt
Organism: Synchiropus splendidus (mandarinfish)
Lineage: Eukaryota; Metazoa; Chordata; Actinopteri; Syngnathiformes; Callionymidae
Gene: spag7
Product: sperm associated antigen 7
Exons: 7
Coding region: 124-813 (229 amino acids)
Molecular function (GO): nucleic acid binding
Source: RefSeq, a predicted model, not a curated record
UCCGCAGUGCAAACGUGACCGAUGCUAACGCUAACUUCGCUUUGGUUAAUGGGGGAGCUGCUGCUAUUUAUAUUAUAUCGCUAAGAACUUGCGUGCGCAAACAACGACCCCGACCUUCAAAACAUGGCGGACUUACUGGGCUCUAUUUUAAACUCGAUGGAGAAGCCUCCCACAGUCGGCGACAAGGAAAGCCGGCGAAAGGCGAAAGAACAAGCCGCCAGACUCAAAAAGAUGGAGGAAGAGGAGAAAAAAAAGAAAGCUGCGUUCAGGCAAAAGAUGGAGAAAGAGGUGUCGGAGUUCAUUCAAGACAGCUCACAACAGAAACGGAAGUACAACCCCAUGGGGAAGAUUGAAAGAAGUAUAUUACAUGAUGUUGCAGAGGUUGCUGGUCUGACCUCAUUUUCAUUUGGAGAUGAUGAGGAGAGCCGUUACGUCAUGCUCUUUAAGAAGGAGUUUGCUCCAUCGGACGAGGAGCUGGAAGCUUACCGUAAAGGAGAGGAGUGGGACCCCAAGAAAGCUGAGGAACGCCGACGGCUGAAGGAGCAGGCUGCUCUCGAAGAAGCUUCGUCCAGCCGCACAAAGACCCCGGAGAUGUGUCCUAAUUCCAAUUACAGGGACAAGUACAGCCACUUGAUUGGCACCUCUGCAGCCAAAGACGCUGCCCACACACUGGAGGCCAACAGGUCCUACGGCUGUGUCCCGGUGGCCAACAAGAGAGACACUCGCUCAAUAGAAGAAGCCAUGAAUGCAAUCCGAGCCAAGAAACGACAGAAGCUGGAGGAUGACACAGGAGCUCACGGCAGCAGCUUCUGAGAUGUUUAGUCGUGUGUGUGUGUGUGUGCGCGUGUGUGCGUGUGUGCGUGUGUGCGUGUGUGUGUGUGUGUGUGUGUGUGUGUGUGUGUGUGUGUGUGUGUGUGUGUGUGUGUGUGCGUGUGUGUACGUGUGUGUACGUGUGCGUGCGCGUGCGUUGAAAGUGCUGCAGGUGCAAGAAAAAACCAAUCCCAAAAGAGAGUUGAACUUCUCUGCAGCUGCGUUGUGAAGUCUGGGAAAUUCAGUCUGUUCACAUUCAGAGAUUUUAACUAUUUUUUUUAGGUGUAAAUGGGCAGGGUUUGAGUUUUUAGGUCGACAUUUUAGGUGAUGGUAACUUAAAUGCUGCUUGCUAAGUCCUCCCCGGAGGAACUUUUAAACUGUUCUGGAAAUGUUCCCCCUUUUUUGUUUUUAAAGCCUCUCUUCCUCAGGAUGUGUGACCCUUUAAGGGGGAAAAAAGGAAUCUGUGAUCUUUGUCUGCAUUUGCACUGAUGUUGUGUCAGGAUCACAGUAGAUGGAGAAACCAUAGGAGAUUCCAGAAUGUUGGAAUCAGCAUCACUGAGUUUUAUUAUGUUCAUGUGAAGAGUUUGUGUUUCCUUUUGGUCUCCCCCUGUUUUCCUUUUGAUGUGAUAGUGUGUGCUUCAUCCAAGCAUGUGUGUUAAUAAAGUGGUCUUGAUCUGUAUUAUGAUAUCUAGUUUUGUGGCAGUGUUUGCAUGUGUUUCGUCCGAAUUAUAAAUAUCAAAAGUAAGAUGAAAGAGCAGAUGGUCAGUAGUGGCUAGGUGAACAGCAUUAUUUAACCCAAUAUUAUUGCCCUACCCUUGUUAUUCUUGUUUAAUAUUUGACAUGCAAUGAGCACAAACGGACAGCAGAUGGCAGUACUGCCCUAGAGUGCCUACAAGAUAACAGUCAGGACAUGAAGAAGAGGCCAGCUGCUGGAAAUGAGUGAGGAACCCUUGAAAAUGUUGGUAUAGCCACAUUUUUCCAACAUAGUUGUAUGAAAGUUGAUUUAUUUCAGUGACUUAUGUUUUAUGAAAUCAAGAUGUCCACGUUCUCCCUACUUUAACUGGAGUUGGUCAUGUGCUCAUCGGCUCAGUGAAAACAAUGAAGGAAAACAUGCGUAAACACAAGGGAACCUACAGAAAACUGCCACAAACAAACUGCUUCUGAGCCAAGGUCCAACCAGCGCUGAAAGUGAAAUGAAAUCCAUUCAACUGUUUUGGAGUUUGAACAGAUGAAUGAGUGAACAAAGCCCUGAUGUGUUUGUUGCCUAAUAAAAGGUAAUGAAAUCUCAUGUUAAUAGUUUUUGUUUUAAUGGAGCGAUAACUCAAAAAAGGGAUGUUUUUUGGACAAAAAAAACCCAACAGUAUUUCACUGUGAAAUGUGAGAGUCUGGGCUUUAGUUAUUAGAGGCUAACUAUAACAUUAAGCAUCUCUGACUCCUUCAGGCAAAAUGUGCAUUUUUCACUUUCAUCUAUGUCAAGAUUCAUUUUAGAAAUGCGGUCAAACACUUGACCGCUAAAGUAGCUGGUUUUUUACUUGACUUGUUAGCUAUGUUAAAGGACUUGGUGGGGCGUGGAGUUUAAUGCAUGUGAUCUCACUUGUUUGCAUGUUUUAUUCUAAUAUACCAUUGUGAAGAACUAGUGGCAAACUUGGGGUUGAGGGGCUGACUCUGGCACGCAGGAUCAUUUUAUAUGGUCCGUUGGAAAUAUACCUCCCGUGUAUCUCCGCACUUCCGUUCACUCUUGAAAAUGACUACCAGA